Cyanidioschyzon merolae strain 10D is the source of this 1284-nucleotide messenger RNA. Its product is annotated as histone deacetylase. The transcript has a single exon. The record is from RefSeq and is a predicted model, not a curated record. Gene Ontology annotation, molecular function: histone deacetylase activity. The coding region runs from base 1 to 1284 and encodes 427 amino acids. NCBI's taxonomy places the organism in Eukaryota, Rhodophyta, Bangiophyceae, Cyanidiales, Cyanidiaceae.
AUGCUGUCGAGCCAGGCUCUGUAUGGUUCCACCGACCGUUUGCGCGUGGCCUAUUUUAUGGACUUUGAUGUUGGGGGCUACUAUUAUGGACAGCAUCAUCCCAUGAAACCGCACCGAAUGGCCAUCACGCACAACCUAUGUCUCGCGUACGGUCUCUAUCGCCAUAUGGACGUCUACAAGCCUCGUAAAGCGAGCCCUGAGGAGUGCGAAAAGUUCCACGCCCACGACUAUAUAGAGUUCCUGCGAAACACAACCCCGGACACCAUAACCGACGACGUUUUGGACCAGCUACAGCGGUUUAACGUCGGACGACAACACGGCGACUGUCCGCUGUUUGACGGUCUUUGGGACUUUUGCGCCGUAUCUGCCGGCGGUAGUAUCGACGGUGCCAGAAAACUCAUGUCGGGUACCAGUGAUAUUGCGAUUAACUGGGCAGGUGGUCUUCAUCAUGCCAAGAAAAGUGAAGCGAGCGGUUUCUGCUAUGUGAACGAUAUCGUACUGGCAAUUCUCGAACUGCUGCGUCUCUACCCGCGUGUGCUCUACAUCGAUAUUGAUGUGCAUCAUGGUGAUGGUGUCGAAGAAGCCUUCUACACCACAGAUCGAGUGCUCACGGUGUCCUUCCACAAAUACGGAGACAACUUUUUCCCGGGAACCGGAGAUGUAUGGGACCGCGGCUACGGGCGCGGUGAAGGAUACGCGGUGAACGUGCCCCUGAAAGACGGCAUGGAUGAUGCAGGUUUCAGUCGCAUUUUCGAGCCGAUAAUAACCAAGGUCAUCGAAGUAUAUCAACCGGGUGCAAUCGUGAUGCAGUGUGGCGCGGAUUCUCUGGCCCAUGAUCGACUCGGGUGCUUUAACUUGACGGUACAGGGACAUGCGAAUGCGGUGGCUUUUGUUCGUUCGUUCCGAAUCCCGAUGCUGGUCCUCGGCGGUGGUGGCUACAACAUCCGAAACGUUGCCCGCUGCUGGCUCUUUGAGACCUCGGUGCUUCUAGGCAUAUCGGUAGACGCCCAGAUUCCAUACAAUGAUUACUGGGAAUACUUCGCUCCAGAAUAUUCUCUCCAUAUUCAACCAAUGCGUGAACUGGAGAACCAGAAUUCGAGAGAUUAUCUAGAGAAGGUGAAGAGCAAAGUUAUCGAACAAUUGCGCCAACUAGAAGGUGCUCCCUCUGUCCAGAUGAAGCAUAUGCCUCCGAGCAUCUGGCCAGCGACGGAUGAAAUAGACUCCGAGGACGAGGCCGAGGACAUCGCCAGCGAAGAUCCCGUGUCGAGCCCAACGGCUUCAUAG